AUGCGUUUCUUUGAUAUCUCCGCCCUUCUUCUCCUGGCAUUGCAAUUAACAACAACAAUUGGAAGCAUUAUAGAAGCCCGAGCUUCUCCAAAAUGCGACAAAAAAUGCGCCAAGUCACUCAUCCAACGGGACGUUCGGUCUAAAUCAUAUUGUUCAUCGUAUCUGCGUGCACAUGGCGCUUCGGCGCAUACUGUUACGGUGACAACAAAGGCGAAGACGAAUUGUGUGACUGUAGUUCGGACUUUUGUGACUACGAGUUUGGAUAUAUUUAGUGAGGCUUUGGUAACAACUACUCUCCCGGACAUUAUAGCCACUGAGUAUUCUUCGACGGUAGUUAUCGUUACUGGCCCAACUCGAGUGAUCGGUCGAAGGGCAGUCGAAGAAACCGAAAUAGCGCCUCGUGCACCACCACCACCAAUAUGCACCUGUCGCAACCUCUCCCUCUGUUCCUCAAAAACCAUAUCCGCCGCCUGUCUAGAAAUCGCCCCUCCCCGCACCAUCACCAAAACCAUUACAAAACCCUGCACCACAAUCACAACCACCACAUCUACCACUCGAAAAUUCACCGAAAUAACCUCGGGUACCUUAACAGUCGCCCCCGGGGCCGCUGCAACGACAACGACUAUAAACCAAAUACACACAACUCUGGUGCCCGAAGAGUGUACUAGAGACUUCUACACCCCACCAUCCGACAUCGGUAGUGCCGGUGUAUUCUUCCUGGAGUACCCGAACUUUGUGACGAAUUCGUUGGAAUGCUGUACAGCUUGUUUUCAGAGGAAGAAUUGUGCGGCGUCGGCUUACAGUAGUGAUCUUGGAUCGUGUUCCUUUUUGAUCGUGAUGGAGAAGCAGCCUGGGGGGACCAGUGGGGUUUGUCCGCUCGGGAGGCAGGAUUUUAGUUUUAUUAGGGAUUUUGAUUUUGGGGUUAAUACUCUGCCGGGUCCCUGUGGGUUUUGA
Molecule: messenger RNA, 954 nt
Organism: Orbilia oligospora ATCC 24927
Lineage: Eukaryota; Fungi; Ascomycota; Orbiliomycetes; Orbiliales; Orbiliaceae
Exons: 3
Coding region: 1-954 (317 amino acids)
Source: RefSeq, a predicted model, not a curated record